AUGGCCGGGGGGAAGGGGGGGAAGAAAAGAGGAGCGUCGGUCAACGAAUCCAGCAGCCGCGGAGGGACGAAGGCAACUAUCAGUAGCAGCAGUCGGCCAUCUGAUAGCAGCCAGAAUAGUGGGGCGGGGGAUGCGGUGCAGAAGAAAAAGGAUUUGGCUUUUCAGGAGGCCUCGAGGCGGUCGAUUGCUUGCAAGCAGACCAGCAUUUCGGAUGUUAAGAGCGUAAUAUGGAGACUGAAGACUGACCAGGAUGGCAAUAUUCAAAGCAUUGACGAGCGUGGCGCCAUUCAGAGUAACUAUGAUGGUUUGAAGGAAGUUCUGGAUGCUAGACGCAAGCUCUUUAAGAAAGUGAGAUCAAUGAGCAUUCAAGGAGUUCCAGUCACGCAGCCUUCUGAAAAUGAAACAUACAACAUGGUGGAGAUUGAGCUGGACAGUAAGGUUGUGCUGUGGCUUCUAUUUCGCCAAAGUGACGGUUAUCUGAUCGCAUUCUAUGUUGUUCCAACCAAGGAAAAUCCGGGUGGAAGGUUUUACUUUAAGGAUGUAAACCUUCCCUUUGAUCUGGAAGGGAAUAAGCUAAGUUGGGACAGUGGAUACACGAAGCAAGUGGGGAUAACUCUUGGUAAAGGGAUAACUCUGAACUUACUGGAAUGCCUCCUUGCUUUCACCCCCACCAGUUGUCACUUGAAAAUAUUCACUCCAGAGAACAGCACUAGUAUUGGAGAUUGGAUAUAUGAUAGAGUUAGAGUGCUGCAGACAUUUAUGAUAUUAUUUGGGGAGUGUCAACGUUCAGGGGUGUUCUUGCAGUUUGCGGAGCAGAACUUCGAGAAUGGGGAUGCAGUCCCGCUUCAUGAAGAGUUGAAGGAUCACUUACAUGAUUGGUCUAGCAAGGGCAGAUCAUUCCUUGCUUUAUAUGUUGCCCUGCUGUACAAGUACUAUGAGGUGCACGGAUGGAAUGACAAACUGAUUAAAGCAGUGCAUCAGAUGAAUGGUUCAGUCAAUGCCUUGUCAGCAAAGGAAGGACAUAAUCGCAUCAAAAACUACAUUGUUUAUGAGCAAGAUGAGGAUGGCAACCUGCCCAACUACCCAGCCUCCAUGACAAGGCUCGCGGGAACUGGUACUGAUCAAUUGCUUCACUUGAUCAACUAUGACUCAGACUAUGUCAUUGAUGCACUCAUGACAAUGAUGAAACAUGGUGGUUCUCGCUCGGAUCCCGAGGUUGACGUCAGGGAAGUUUGA
Triticum dicoccoides is the source of this 1236-nucleotide messenger RNA. RefSeq lists its product as uncharacterized. The transcript is spliced from 3 exons. Lineage: Eukaryota; Viridiplantae; Streptophyta; Magnoliopsida; Poales; Poaceae. The record is from RefSeq and is a predicted model, not a curated record. Gene Ontology annotation, biological process: negative regulation of translation. The coding region runs from base 1 to 1236 and encodes 411 amino acids. Gene Ontology annotation, molecular function: rRNA N-glycosylase activity.